CACAAAAUGACCGAUUUAUUCAUAGACAAAUGUCUAUGCCACAACAAUCUCGAUUUUGCAGCGUAUGGAAUGAUUAAAUAUGUUGAAAAGCGUAGUGUUGUUGGUUUCCUGCUUAACCUUUCGAACUAGUUUAGUUGUUUGUGAUGUUCAUGUUUUCGUAAAUCCGCAGGGAUCGGACCACAAUGAUGGACAUUCGGAUAAAGCGCCGGUAAAAUCCAUUUACAAAGCUUUGUCAGUGGCUGGUCAGUCAAAAUACAACAAUGAGACCGUGUACAUUGAACUGAUGAAAGGGCACUAUGACCUUUACAGAACUUUGGUUAUUUCAAGAGAUAACACAAUCAUUCGGUCUUACAAUCACCAGGAAGUGCAUGUGACAGGCGGUCAUCGGAUUCCAAGUACAUUUGUGAAGCCCGUGACUGACCAUGCCAUUCUUUCAAGACUGCCAGCUAAAGCACAUGCUCAUGUUCGUGUUGUCAAUCUACGAGAUCUAAAUGUUACUAAUUUUGGGCAGAUGGACGAGUACGGAUCAAAUGCGCACAGACAUUCACCACUGGAAGUUUUCUAUAAUGGAGAACCUCUUCACCUGGCGAGAUGGCCUGACAAUGAAUAUUUGGAUAUAACGGACGUCCUUGAUGGAAGAAAUGGUUUAAGAUUUCGUUUCAAUGCAACAAUACCGGAAUCCUGGCAAAAUGAAAGUGAUCCAUGGGCAUAUGGCUACUGGUAUGUUGGCUGGGCAGAUCGUGGUGUUAAAAUAAAAUCGCUACAUCCCGCCACAAAGACGGUUACAUUGGUCCAUAAGACACCACAUGGUCUUCGCACAGGUCACAUGCAAGAAUACUUAAAUGGUGUUUCGAAUAAAGAAGGCGGCUAUUUUCACUUCGUUAACAUAUUGGGGGCGUUAGACCAACCGGGAGAAUACUACAUGGACAGAGUCAGUGGAAAACUUUACUUUUGGUUGCCAAAUCAUGAUGGAAGUGCGAAAGCAUCGGAUUUCAUUUAUAUUUCCAUGAUUAAUGACUGUAUAAUGAUUAAGUCCCACACACAAAAUGUGCAGUUGCUGGAUUUUACUGUUGAAGUUUGCCGAAGAAGUGGUAUUUAUGCACCUAAUGCGAACAAGGCGAAAGUUUGUAAUUUGCAAAUUCGAAAUACAGGUGGGAUUGCAGCAAGUUUUACCGGAGCUUCUAGGGAAAGUGAAAUUUCAAGAUGUUAUAUACAUGAUACCUGCGGUGGAAUUUGGAUGUUUGGUGGUAAUAGACAGAAACUGGAGUCGUCAGGUAAUGCAAUCACCAAUAACGAAAUUACACGGUUUUCUCGUGUUGGAGUGGUUGGAAAUUACGCUGUUACAUUAUAUGGGAUAGGACAUUCUGUAAAAUAUAAUCAUAUCUACGAUGGAGGGCACGGAGCUAUACAAUUUUUGGGCAAUGAUAUGACGAUGGAACACAACUUGAUCCACCACGUGUGUAAGAACACUGCCCUUUGCGGAGCUAUCCGAACCGGAAAUGACUGGACCUUUCGAGGCAAUACAAUACAUUACAAUAUAAUUCAUCAUACGUUACGAUAUGUUCCUGGUGUUACAUGUAAAGCGGUACUGCUUGAUGGGCAAGCUUCCGGCACCAGUGUUAUGUUCAACUCUUUCUACAAUAACUCGGUUCAUAUUUCAAUUGGAGGUGGACGUUAUAAUAAGAUUAUCAACAAUGUGAUGUACAAUGCUGAUGUCCGCAGUAUGGAGGUGGAUGGCAGAGGGGCAUUUCAUUACAGUGCCGACCUUCAUAAAAAACUACAUGCGAUGCCAUACAAGAGUGCCGAAUGGAAGCUCCGAUAUCCUCACCUAUCAGACAUUGAUGCCCUGAAUGCCAGUCUGCCAGAAGGCAACCAAAUCAGCCGGAAUGUGAUUUAUGCAAGACCGCAUACAGAAUACAUUCAUGGAAUAACAGGAUAUUUGACCAAAAAUACAUCCAGAUAUUUCAAUAUAACUCAGACAAUAUUAUCUGCGGGAAGCCAGGAUCAUUAUAGUGUAGAAAACGGAGAUCUGAGACUCAGAUGUUCAGCUGCCGAUAGGGCAACAAAAGUGAACUUCAAACAACCUCCGUCACCAAACGCUGUUGGACCAAUAUUUUUAUUUUCAACAAUUGGACCAGAGUACUUAAAAAGAGGUCCGAUUAAUUUAGUAAAUGGAACAUAUUCAUCUAGACCUUGUACUACACAAGCACCGCAAAAGAAUCCUCCACAACCGGCCUACCUACCAGAUGGUUCACACAACAAUGAUCUUUACCCUGUUGAAAAAAUUGGUUGUUGGCUGAAUGUUACAAAGUGCAAACAUCAUCCGGCUGCUAUCGGGACAUACAGAGACAUGUAUGGUGAGAGAUACCGUAAUGCUGCCGAUAAUGAGACCAUGUGUUUCCGUAGAGCCCUUGAACAAUGGCAGUUUUGUGGUUCUCAUAGGGAUGAAAUGGUUGCAGUGAUAUUUGGCCCAACUGGUUCAACUACACUUGGUGGAGAAGGCUGUAUGACCGCUACCUAUGGGUGUCCUAAUCAUGGAGGCCCUAUUGGAGGGCAUGGCAACACUACACUUGGAAAGUAUCAACGUGAUUACAAUGGCGAAAAACCACAUACUGAAGAAGGAUGCUUAUCGCAUGCUUGGAAUAUCUGGCACUAUUGCGGAUCGAAUCCUAAAUAUCCAAUUACAAACGUGUACCUUCCAACAGGUGCGAAGCGUACCGCAGGCGGAGGUUGCUGGAUCUCCCUCGAACGUUGUCCCGCUGACUCACAUAUAAAAGAUAUAUUCUACGACGCAUUCGGAUCAACCAAUUUCCAGACAGAUGACAGUGAGUUUGCUUGCCUUCAUCAAGCCGAAUACUACUGGAACCACUGCGGAUCCCAGGACAAAUACCCGGUCACAGCUACUUAUCGUCCAACAAUAACCAGCAAGACUUACCCAUAGCAAACACCUCUUUAUAAUUCCUUAAAAAUAGAAUAAAUUGUCAAACUCGG
This is a messenger RNA of Mercenaria mercenaria, 2991 nucleotides long. RefSeq lists its product as uncharacterized. Lineage: Eukaryota; Metazoa; Mollusca; Bivalvia; Venerida; Veneridae. The coding region runs from base 80 to 2941 and encodes 953 amino acids. The record is from RefSeq and is a predicted model, not a curated record. The transcript is spliced from 24 exons.